Lathyrus sativus (Indian pea) is the source of this 369-nucleotide messenger RNA. The record is from the annotation of a GenBank genome assembly. NCBI's taxonomy places the organism in Eukaryota, Viridiplantae, Streptophyta, Magnoliopsida, Fabales, Fabaceae.
AUGUCUAUAUCUAAAGUUUUUUGGGUUAUAUCCCUUAUUAGUCUCCAAUUUUUGUUGGCAAAUUGUUAUUCUACAAAGAGUCUUGUUCCGGCUUUGUAUGUUUUUGGUGAUUCAACAGUAGAUGCUGGAAAUAACAACAAUUUGAACACCGUUGCCAAAGCUAAUACUUUCCCUUAUGGCGUAGAUUUCAAUAAUUGCUCUACUGGAAGGUUUAGCAAUGGCAAAACCUUUGCAGAUCUUAUUGCUAUUAAAUUAGGUUUACCGAUGCCACCUUCAUACAUCGGUGUCUCGGCAACUGACAGAUAUCAAAUAGCAUCGGGUAUCAACUAUGCAUCAGGGAGAAUGCUUGUCAUUGGAGAAACAAAUUGA